AUAACUUAAAUAGCGGCUCGACAGGAGACCACGCUAUCCUAAAAUGGCCGCUCCCAGUGUGUCACGAUUUGUGGAAACCGGACGGAAGAUCAUAUGUGUAGGCCGUAAUUAUGCUGCCCAUGCAGCAGAGCUGGGGAACGUUUUACCAGCAGAGCCCAUCAUUUUUUUGAAACCAACAACGGCGUUUAUCACAGAGGGAAAACCAAUCAGGGCCCCUCCUGGAUGCAGCAACUUGCACCAUGAAGUUGAACUGGGCGUGGUCGUGUCCCGCCCCGGCAGCAGCAUCCCCGAGUCUGUGGCCAUGGACCACGUUGGAGGAUAUGCCCUAGCACUGGACAUGACAGCUCGGGACCUCCAAGACGAGGCUAAAAGGAAGGGGGCUCCCUGGACGCUGGCCAAGAUGUUUGACACCUCUUGCCCCGUCAGUGCGUUCCUGGAUCGGAGCGAGGUGACUGACCCCCACGACCUCCGGCUGUGGCUAGCGGUCAACGGUGAGACAAGACAGGAUGGGAACACCAAGGACAUGAUCUUCAAGAUCCCUGCACUCCUCAGUUACAUCAGUCAUUACAUCACUCUGCAGGAGGGCGACCUGGUGCUGACUGGGACACCCUCUGGUGUUGGGCCGGUGAAAAGUGGUGAUGUUAUCACCUGUGGCCUCUCAGACAGGUCAUCAACGGUAAAACUGAAAAUGUCAUUCACUGUCGCUGAAGGACAGUAAUCAAAAUCAGCUCCUGCAUUAACCCUAAAAGUCCCAAAUCCUCCAAUUUCAAUAUGAUUUUACAUUCAUCCUAGGGGCUUUGGUAAUCUUCCAUAAGUACAUGUACUAAAUAAAAGUGGAUGUGUUUGGUCAAUAGUCUGUGUAGGAACAUUGCCACUGGCCCAGUAAGUGACGUCUAUGACGUCAAGUGCACAAUAAGCCACUUGCGAGUUUAAUUUGAAAAAAAUCUGGUUCCCUGUGUUAUCUGAUUGCAUAGAAAUGUAACAAU
Messenger RNA from Acanthaster planci (crown-of-thorns starfish), 986 nucleotides. RefSeq names its product fumarylacetoacetate hydrolase domain containing 1 (gene fahd1). Gene Ontology annotation, cellular component: mitochondrion. The record is from RefSeq and is a predicted model, not a curated record. NCBI's taxonomy places the organism in Eukaryota, Metazoa, Echinodermata, Asteroidea, Valvatida, Acanthasteridae. Gene Ontology annotation, molecular function: acetylpyruvate hydrolase activity.